Molecule: messenger RNA, 8600 nt
Organism: Pseudonaja textilis
Lineage: Eukaryota; Metazoa; Chordata; Lepidosauria; Squamata; Elapidae
Gene: HEATR5A
Product: HEAT repeat containing 5A
Biological process (GO): retrograde transport, endosome to Golgi; endocytosis; intracellular protein localization
Cellular component (GO): membrane; Golgi apparatus; endocytic vesicle
Molecular function (GO): protein binding
Source: RefSeq, a predicted model, not a curated record
AGCUCAGCCGCCGCCGCUCGAUGGCUCCGGGGCCGAUUAGGCGGCCCUAAACGGCCAUCCAAGCAGGGAAGGGGGAGAGGACGAAGGUGGCCCCGCCAGCAACUCCUCCUCCUGGCCGAAGGGAGGGUGCGGGUUUCCCCUGGAGAGGCAGAGGCGGAGGGACGAAUUCCGAUCCCGGCGCGGUGGCAGCCCGAGCAGAACCCCGCCCUGUGUCGCCUGCUUUCCCCGAGCAAGCGGCUUCCUGCAGCCUGGUCAGGUUUCCUCGGAGUUGCCGGAGCUCCGAGUUGCUCUCCUUUUCCAGGGGCCGGACGGGAGAGGCUGGCCGGACUCGCCCACUCAGGAGGCGGCGGCUACAGAUGGGUGAGAAGAAUCCCUUUCCUUAGGGAGCGUUGGCGGCUGGCAAAAAGCGUGCCGAGCCUGGGGACACGUCAGGAGAGAGAAGCCACAUUGUUAACUGAGUUUAACUGAUGCAGGGGAGAGGCGGCGGGCGGCGGGCAGCUCUCCGGGGAAUGAUUGUAACCAAAGGUGCCCUUUUUCAUUCAGCCAGUAAAUGCUGACAUCACACAGCAACAUUCCUGUGUGCCUUCAUGAGUGGCUUUCACAUACAGAAAAGGAGAUGCUUUAAAGAAUGGAGUUGGCUUGCAGCUUGCUAUUUAAUGAAGAAGUUUAUAAUCAGCUGGGUGAAUUUCAGAAAGCAGAAUUUGCUUUGGAAUGGCUGAGGUUUUUAGAAAAACUUUUACCAGCAACUAAUCAGGCUGAUAUAAGGGAAAAACAGAACAAACUUGUUGAACAACUGAUAUCUUUAUUAACCAGUACACCAGGACCUCCUGCUAGACAACUCAUUGCCAAGAACCUUGCUGUAUUAUAUAGCACAGGAGAUGUUUUUUCUGUUCACCAAACAAUUGACAAAUGCAACGAACUUAUUCUCAGUAAAGAUGAUUCACCAAGCUAUCUACCUACUAAACUUGCUGCAGUGGUUUGUUUGGGCUAUUUAUACAAAAAGCUGGGAAGAAUUUUGGGCAACAGCUUUGUGACUACUGUGGGAAAUAUUCUUAAAGCAAUGAAGAAUGCAGAGUCUCAAGGACGAUAUGAGAUCAUGCUAAGUUUGCAAAACAUACUGAAAGGGUUGGGAGCUGCUGCUGUUCCUUGUCACAGAGAUAUCUACAAAGCUGCUCGUACAUGUUUGACAGAUAGAUCAAUGGCAGUUCGUUGUGCUUCUGCAAAGUGUCUUCUUGAACUUCAGAUUGAAGCAACUUUUAUGUGGAGUACAGACAUAGAUAGUGUAGUAACUCUAUGUUUUAAAUCCUUUGAAGGAUCCAACUAUGAAGUGCGAAUGGCCGUUUCUAAGCUUUUAGGCUAUGUAUUGAUUAGUGCUGUAACAUCAAAACAAGCCACAGCAUCUGCUAGACAACACGUUCGCAAAAUCUCAUUUAUGGAAGCUUUGGAACUGCUAGGGACAGGUUUUCUUCGUGGAAGUUCUGGAUUUCUACGAACUGGUGGUGAUAUUCUGAAAGGAACCAGCUCAGUCAGCAGGGAUGUCAGAGUUGGAGUUACUCAGGCAUACGUGGUAUUCAUUUCCACAUUAGGAGGAGAAUGGCUUGAAAGGAAUUUUUGUGCUUUACUUUCCCACGUUCUGGAUCUGGUCUCUCAAUCUCACCCUAAGGCUAUUCAGACACAAAUGGACAGUAUUUGUAGCCGCCGUUGUAUUUCAUUUAUCCUCCGAGCUACAGUAGGAGGCCUUCUUGGGGAAAAAGCUCGAAUUGCAACUGCCAAGGAGAUUUGUCAAGCCAUCUGGAAACUGAAGAAAGUUAUGGAUGCUGCAGUGAGUAACUGUAAUGUCGAAACCCAUAUUGGUACAACAGAGCUAAUAAUAAACCAGCAUAUGUUAAUAUGUGCUCUAGAGGAGCUUGGAAGCCUCAUACAUGGCUUAGGUUCUACUGCUACACCUGUUCUGCAAGAUUCUAGUACAGGAGUCCUGGAUGCAGUAAUCUCCAUUAUCCUUCAUCCCUGUAUUUCAGUUCAGCUAGCAGCAGCAUGGUGCUUACGAUGUAUUGCUGUAGCAUUACCCUGUUAUCUCUCUCCACUUCUGGAUAGCUGUAUUGAGCGCCUGACAGCAAUGAAAUCCUCCCCAGAAGCAGUGACUGGCUAUAGUUUUGCCAUUGCUGCUUUAUUAGGAGCUGUCAGAGAAUGUCCUUUAGGAAUUCCGCAUGGCAAAGGAAAGGUUGUCAUGAUGGUAGCUGAGGAUCUUUUGCGUUCAGCUUCUCAGAAUAGUCGGAUUUCAAUACAAAGAAUGCAGUCAGGUUGGCUUUUGAUAGCUGCUUUAAUGACAUUAGGUCCUGCCGUGGUCCAGCAUCAUCUUCCUAGAGUGCUGUUAUUAUGGAAAUGUGCAUUUCCGGUAUGUCCUAAAGACUUAGAAACUGAGAAGAAACGUGGUGAUUCAUUUACAUGGCAAGUGACACUGGAAAGCCGAGCAGGUGCUCUCUGUGCUAUCAAAAGCUUUAUUCUCUAUUGUGGAGGACUCCUUACAGACGAAGUGAUUCAAAGAUUGCUUCCUCCUGUCCCAUGUGCUGUUGAUUUACUGACACAGCUUCCUUCACUAAAUAAAAUGUAUGGCAGUGCUUUAAAACUAUCAUCAGUGACAUAUAGGAAAAGACUUUAUGAACUGCUUGCUUUGUUGCCUCCCAAGAGUUAUGAAGGAAGUUUCUCUGCUGUUCUUAAAGAACUAGUGCAAGACUUGACUCAACAUGAUAAUCAGGCAGCUGCCUCUGCUGCAUAUCUUCCGCCCUUUUCCCACCACUGCGAACUUGCCUUAUUUGAUCCCUUCCUGCAGGAGACAGAACACAGAUUUAUUGAAGAGCAGGUAUUCUUAGUUAACAACACAGCUGGGGGAAGCUUGGAGUUUGACCCAUUUGCAAUCUAUGAGAAGGCUGCACACGGAGAUUCAGUGCCUAAGCCUUUGCCUCCAACUUCAUCCAUUGUCAGUGCAGCAACCCGUCUCUUUGGAGUGAUAUUUUCACAAGUAACAGAGACCCAAAGGCUACAAGUGCUGGAACAAUUAUUGGCAUCCAUAAAGCAAACCAAAGGAUCACGGCAGCAGAUAAUACAGCAAAAUAUUAUAUCAGCAAUUUGCAGUGCCCUAAAGCACUUGGCUAGCCAUAAGGGAAAUUUAGGUUAUGAAGAAAUCCAAAGCUGUAUUUUGAGCUUGAUCCUAAGUGCCUUGGAAAGUAGCAGUCCACUUCUAAGAUGUUCUGCUGCUGAAGCCCUAGCCAGACUCGCACAGGUGGUAGCUGAUAAUACCUUCACUGCUGGAUUGGCACAAAUUAGCUUUGACAAGCUAAAAUCUGCAAGAGAUGCGAUAUCAAGAAUAGGACAUUCUUUGGCUCUGGGCUCUCUUUAUAAGUAUACGGGAGGAAUAAGUUCCGGUCAUCAUCUUACUGCAUGUGUUGGAAUACUUUCUACUUUAUCUCAGGAUAACACUUCACCUGAAGUACAGAUGUGGGCACUGCAUUCUCUGUCACUGAUUAUUGAUUCUGCUGGUCCUUUAUAUCAUGUGCAUGUGGAACCUACCCUCUCUCUUGUUCUUAUGUUGUUGUUGACUGUGCCUCCUGCUUAUACUGAAGUCCAUCAAAGCCUUGGUCGCUGUUUAAAUGCACUUAUAGCCACUUUGGGUCCUGAGUUGCAAGGCAGCAGUGCUGCAGUCGUAGCCUUAAGGGCAUCCUGUCUCCUUGGCUGCACAGUGAUGCAGGAAAAUCCUGACUGCCUCAUCCAGGCUCAAGCUAUCUCUUGCCUUCAGCAGCUUCACAUGUUUGCUCCUCAUCAUGUAAACCUGUCGAGUCUUGUCAAGUGCCUUUGUGAGAUCUUGUUGGAAAAUUCUGUGUUGGUAAAUCUCUCUAGUUCGUAUCUAUUAUUGAGACGUGCAGUUCUAGCUUGUUUGCAUCAGCUUGUGCAGAGAGAGGCAGUUGAAGUAUCUGAACAUGCAGUGGCCCUCGCUAAAGAAGGUAGAGAAGACUUUACUUCAGGUGUUAAUAUAGGUGAAAUAGGCCUUGAAGGAGCUUUGCUGAGUUUGUUGGACAAAGAAUUGGACCCAAAACUGUGCCAAGAUAUCAGAGAAACUCUGACCCAUAUGCUUAUAUCAAUGGCUGUUGGAAAACUCUCCUUUUGGCUGAAACUCUGCAAAGAUGUUCUGGCUGCUUCUGCUGAUUUUACAGCUGUAGCUUCAGUGGAUACAAGCCAAGAAGAAGAGGGUACUCAAGGAGAUGAUGAAUUGGCAUUAACUUUGGCAAAGAAGGAUAAAUUGCACCCAUUCCCACAUCCCCGAUGGUCUACUAGAGUUUUUGCUGCAGAAUGUGUUUGUAAAAUUAUCACCCAGUGUGAGAAUGCAGGCGGUGCUCAUUUUGACAUAGCUUUAGCACAGGAAAUGAAACAAAGGGACUCAAGAGGUGAUUUCUUGGUAUUAUAUUUAGCUGAUUUAAUUCGUAUGGCUUUUAUGGCUGCCACUGAUCAUAGCAACCAACUUCGUCUUUCUGGACUUCAGAUGUUGUUAAUUCUUAUUCGAAAAUUUGCUGCUGUAGUAGAGCCAGAAUUCCCAGGUCAUGUAAUACUGGAGCAAUACCAAGCCAAUGUUGGUGCUGCUCUUAGACCAGCCUUUACCUCAGAAACACCACCUGAUGUAACAGCAAAAGCAUGUCAGGUUUGCAGUGCUUGGAUAGCAAGUGGUGUAGUAAAUGAUCUUAAUGACCUUCAAAGAGUUCAUCAUUUGCUUGUGACUUCCUUGACAAAAGUACAGGCUGGAAAAGAAGCACAAAAUCAACUAUACAAUGAAGGCACAUCUACUAUGGAAAUACUUGCCGUACUAAAAGCUUGGGCAGAGGUUUAUAUAGUUGCCUCACAAAGACAGAAGAAACAAAAUGACAUCAAUAGUCCACCUUUGGUUAAAAACAUUUCAGAGGAAAGUUUCCUGGAUCCAUCCCCUUCAGCGGAUGAACUUCUGGAUUUAGUCCAAGUGGAUCUAGGGAACCUGAGCAAACUCUGGCUAGCUGCACUUCAGGAUUUUGCUCUCUUAACUUUGCCUUCAGAAUUUGCUUCUCAACUUCCCUCUGAAGGUGGUGCCUUCUAUACUGCAGAAACAAUUGAAAAUGCAAGACCGCAUUAUCAAAAUGCCUGGGCUCAGAUUCUUCAUGCUACUGCAUUAUGGCUUACUAGCACUGGUUUUCUGGUUGGUGAUUCAGAUGAAGGUCUAACUAAUCUUUCACGACCUGUUACUCCAACUAGUAUGUGUCAAGAUUCUACCUCUAGGGCUGCGGUAAAAUCACCUGAAGAUGUGAAUACUGAUAGACUUUAUCUUGUUUUGGGAAUUAGCGUGGAAUUUCUCUGUUCUCCCCGGUCAGAUGAAGCGAUGGAAAACAUUAUUGCUUGUCUAGAUGCCUUGCGGGUCCUGCUUGAAGUUCCCUGGCCAAGAUCUAAGAUUGGAAGUGAUCAGGAACUGAGUGUGGAGUUAUUGAAUGUUUUACACCGACUUAUACUGACCAGAGAGUUCCCAGACAUUCAACUGGCUGCUCUAGAAGUUGUCCAACAGGUUCUUUUCGCAGCACAGGAGCAUGUCAAGGAAAAACGGAGAAGUGCAGAAGUUGAUGAUGGGGCUGAAGAAAAGGAGACAUUGCCCGAGUUUGGAGAAGGCAAAGAUACAGGAGGACUUAUACCUGGAAAGUCUUUAGUCUUUGCAACACUGGAAAUGUGUGUGUGUAUUCUUGUAAGGCAGCUACCUCAGCUAAACCUGAAGAUAACAGGUAGCCCUGGAAUUACAGCUGGAAAACCUCAGUUGUUAUCAGCAGACGGGAACAGAUUGGUAGCAGCAGCCCUGGGAAUCCUCUCUGGUGUUCCUGCAGUCUGUUCACCAGAAGGAAGCAUUGCUGUUCUUCCCACAAUCUUAUAUCUGAUUAUUGGAGUCCUCAGAGAAACUGCUGUGAAGCUAUCCAGUGGCCAUUUACCCAUGACUGUUGCUGCAUCACUGCAAGCUCUUAAAGGAGUCCUGUCAUCACCCAUGGCUCGGGCAGAGAAGAGCCAAAUGGCUUGGAAUGAAUUGCUCCGUAGUGCUCUGGUCACCAUUCUUAAUUUUUGGGAUCAAGAUGAUGCUGGUCAAGAAUUGGAUGAAAGUAGUCUGCUGACUGCGAUCACCGUAUUUAUUUUGUCUGUAAGUCCAGAAGUUAUCACCAUGGAAUGUCUUCAGAGACAGUGCAUUGAGAAGUUUAAAUCAGCUAUGGAAUCUAAAGAUCCCAUUGUACAACUUAAAUGCUAUCAGCUGCUCCUUUCCAUUUUCCAGUGUCCCAAUCCAGCUGUCUCAUACCCUUACAUUCAUUCAUUAAUAUCUUCAAUAGUGGCCAAACUACAAGAAACAGAAAAAAAUAAACCAGAGAAUUCUGCUGAACUCCAAGUUAUUCAAGAAGGAAUAAAGGUAGUGGCUGCUGUUAUAGCCCUUGCUGAGGAAGAGCAUCGAAGUCAGCUAGUGGCUUCUUUUAUUCCCAUCCUCAUAUCUUUUCUUUUGGAUGAAAACGCCCUAGGAUCAGUUUCAAGUUCAGCAAAGUAUCUUCAUGAGUUUGCUUUGCGUUAUCUGAUGCAGAUUGGUCCACAGUAUACGUCAGCCUUUAAACAAUCAAUGGCUUCUUCCCCAUCAAUGAAAGCAAGACUUGAGUCAGCCGUAAAAGGAAAUCAAGAAAGCAUCAAGGAUAAGUCAACAUCUAAGCAUCCAAAGAAUCCUGGGAAAGGCUCAAGUAUUCAACUAAAGACUAACUUUCUGUGAAAAAGACUUCUAAAUCUUUAAGCACCCUGGUUAUAUUGAAAAGUGGGUUUUCCCACAGUUUUAUCAUGGAGAUUUUUGUUUUCAUUUCUUUUAUGCAUUAUUUAAUUUUGAAUAAGGCUCCAGUUCCAGAAAGUGGUGUACCCAUCUACCUAUCUCUCAGCUGAUUGACUCAAUACCUGCUACAACUUUUACUGCUAAAGCUACUGAACUAAAAGUAUAGUACCAGUUACAUUAUCUGUUUGCAAAUACAAUCCCCAAUAAGAAGAUGGCAAUUCAGUUGUUAAAAUAUAUAUUACAAGAUUUUUUUCAAAAAAAGCUGCAAUUUUCUUAAUUUUAUUUACAACAUAUUACAACACUAGUGAAUAAAAUAUAUUGAAGACUUCAUUAAACGUGUUAACAUCUUGAUAUACUUAAAUUAAUAAAACCACUUUUAUUUCAGUCUUGAAUCUUGGCACAAACACCAACCUAGGGAAGCUCCCAUCCAUUGCUAUUUCUUGAGAAUACAGGUAUUCCUUGACUUCAAACCACAGUUGGGACUAGAACUUUCAUCUCUAAGUGAUGCUGUUGUUAAAUGAGGCGCGCCUGAUUUUACAACAUUUUUGCCAUGGUUGUCACAGUUGCUAACCAAACCUGACUCUUCCCCUCCCCCCCGCCGGUUGAUUUUGCUUGUUGGAAGCCCCCGAGAAGGUCAUAAAUGGAAAUCAUGUGAGCCAGAAAUGCAGCCACUGUAAAGACAUGCCUGUUGUCAAGCACCCAAAUUUUGAUCAGUAGGGAUGCUGUGUUGGUUGUAAGUCUGAGGAUCAGUUGUAAGUCACUUUUUUCAACACUAUUGUAACUUUGAAUGGUUGUUAAACAAUAAUAAUAGCAAUAGCACUUAUAUACCACUUCACAGUGCUUUGCAGUUCAAUACAAUGUUAUGCUAAUUUAGUCACAACCUAAUUAAGUAAAAGGAUUAUUCUUGAAAUCUACAGAAACAUAAAAUUAGUGUUGAGUAACUAAAACCAACUUUUAAAUUAUAAUUUAUAGCUUUACCAAUGAAUUGUGGAGCAAUUACACGUUUUAUGAUGAAAAUUCACUUAUAAAUUCUGUAGUUUUGAAUAUAUAUAUAUCCAAAGUUAAGCACAUCUGUUUAUGAUUAUAUCAAUGGGACUUUUUACUAUCAAUACAUUUUAUUUGAUUUUAAUGGGACAUUUAAAAUUUUAAAUAUAUCCUGCCAAGCAGAUCAUUGAGAGUUACAUAUCUUUUUAGAGUAUGAAAAUGAUUUGAGGCAAUACCAUCAUAUGAGGCAUUACAUUAUUUAUUAUAAUCAUUUUGUAGUCUUGAAACAUUGAUGUACAAUCAUGCAUUCAAAUAUCAAAGACUCUAAUGGGAAUGGGUUACUUUUUAAAAAGUGAAAUUUAUCUGAACUGAACUGCAGUUUGAAUUAUAAGAAUAAAAAACCUGGUAACAAAAUUGCAACCAAAUUCAAAGAGCACCAAGGAUUUCAUUUAUAAGCAAUCACAAUUAACUAAAAAUGAAAUCUAUUUUAUAUAGAUAUCUAGGUGUUAAUUCUGCAACCAUUACAGUAUUUUUAAAAUUAUGCUGGCAACCCAAGUGAAAUAAAAUGAAUGUUCAGAUGACUAUGAUAGUCCAAUUUAUUAAUUUGAGGAAAAUAAAAACAUCUGUAAAAUCAAUACUCAGGAAGUGAUUGUAUUUUAUUAUACAUUUUGUACGUAAAAUUGUAAAUUGUACAGAUCUAACCACUUGAGCAAAACUCUGAUGUCAUUUUUCUAAUUUACAUAAAAGCUAAUUUUCUUCGAUUAAA